AGGCCGAGAACUAUCUUGGUUAAUUAGCCUCAAAAUCAGGAGCACUCUUCCUACACUCGUUGGUUACACUACCAAAGCCAAGAUCAAACAAACAAGCACACACCAUGUUGCUCCAACUUGCAAUUACCUUAUUGGUCAUAGCUCUGUUCAUGCACUUACGUCCCAAACCAAGUGCAAAAUCUAAGGCCCUUCGUCACCUCCCUAACCCUCCAAGUCCAAAGUCUCGUCUUCCAUUCGUUGGACACCUUCACCUUUUGGACAAACCACUUCUCCACCACUCCCUCAUUAGUCUCUCUGAACGUUAUGGCCCUUUGUACUCUCUCUACUUUGGUUCCAUGCCAACCGUUGUUGCCUCUACUCCUGACUUGUUUAAGCUCUUCCUUCAAACCCACGAGGCUUCUUCCUUCAACACAAGGUUCCAGACCUCUGCCAUCAGACGCCUCACAUAUAACAACUCUGUGGCCAUGGUUCCCUUUGGACCUUACUGGAAGUUCAUUAGGAAGCUCAUCAUGAACGACCUUCUCAAUGCCACCACCGUUAACAAGUUGAGGCCUCUGAGGAGCCAAGAAAUCCGUAAGGUUCUCAAGGUCUUGGCCCAAAGUGCAGAAGCCCAAAAGCCCCUUAAUGUCACCGAGGAACUUUUGAAAUGGACAAACAGCACUAUCUCUAGGAUGAUGUUGGGUGAAGCUGAAGAGAUUAGAGAUAUUGCUCGUGAGGUGCUUAAGAUCUUUGGGGAAUACAGUUUAACUGACUUUAUUUGGCCUUUGAAGAAACUCAAGGUUGGAAAGUAUGAGAAGAGAAUUGACGAAAUAUUUAACAAAUUUGACCCCGUCAUUGAAAGGGUUAUUAAGAAGCGCCAAGAGAUGAGGAAAAGGAGAAAGGAGAGAAACGGAGAAGUUGAUGAGAAUGAGCAGAGCGUUGUUUUCCUUGACACUUUGCUUGAAUUUGCUGAGGACGAAACCAUGGAGAUCAAAAUUACCAAGGAUCAAAUCAAGGGUCUCGUUGUGGAUUUCUUCUCAGCAGGGACAGAUUCCACAGCCGUGGCAACAGAUUGGGCAUUGUCAGAGCUGAUCAACAAUCCAAGGGUGUUUCAAAAAGCAAGAGAGGAAGUUGACAGGGUUGUUGGAAAAGAUAGACUUGUUGACGAAGCAGAUGUUCAAAACCUUCCUUUCAUUAGAGCCAUUGUGAAGGAGACAUUUCGUAUGCACCCGCCACUCCCAGUAGUGAAAAGAAAAUGUGUGGAAGAGUGUGAGAUCAACGGGUAUGUGAUCCCAGAAGGAGCAUUAAUACUUUUCAAUGUAUGGGCUGUGGGAAGAGACCCUAAGUACUGGGACAGACCUUUGGAAUUUCGUCCUGAAAGGUUCUUAGACAGUGGUGGUGAAGGGGAAGCAGGUCCUGUUGAUCUUAGGGGCCAGCAUUUCCAACUGAUCCCAUUUGGGUCUGGUAGAAGAAUGUGCCCUGGUGUCAAUUUGGCUACUGCAGGAAUGGCAACACUUCUUGCUUCUCUUAUCCAGUGUUUUGACCUGCAAGUAGUGAGCCCAAAAGGUGAAAUAUUGAAAGGCAAUGAUGCCAAAGUUAGCAUGGAAGAGAGACCCGGUCUCACAGUUCCAAGAGCCCAUAAUCUCGUGUGUGUUCCUCUUGCAAGAGAAAGUGUCGCAGUUAAACUUCUUUCCUCUUAAAAUACGAUACGCAAGAGCAUCUUGCCAUGGUUGUUGCUUUUAUAUAGUAAUAGUCCUUUCAAUAAGGUGUCAUGGAUACACAAUGAAGCAACGUCCCAACACUUGGGCUCAAACAUCCACAUGUAUCAUCCCAUUUUGUUUUUCUUCGGUACUGUGAUGUAACUUAAAUAUUUUCCUUUUUUUUCUUGUCCAACUGAAGCGCUGUAAUGAAUGAAAUCUAUUAAUUUUACUCGCAUACUUUUACACUUUAAACAUCUC
Molecule: messenger RNA, 1937 nt
Organism: Abrus precatorius (Indian licorice)
Lineage: Eukaryota; Viridiplantae; Streptophyta; Magnoliopsida; Fabales; Fabaceae
Product: 2-hydroxyisoflavanone synthase
Exons: 2
Coding region: 105-1679 (524 amino acids)
Molecular function (GO): oxidoreductase activity, acting on paired donors, with incorporation or reduction of molecular oxygen; iron ion binding; heme binding
Source: RefSeq, a predicted model, not a curated record